Molecule: messenger RNA, 870 nt
Organism: Orbilia oligospora ATCC 24927
Lineage: Eukaryota; Fungi; Ascomycota; Orbiliomycetes; Orbiliales; Orbiliaceae
Exons: 3
Coding region: 1-870 (289 amino acids)
Biological process (GO): nucleolar large rRNA transcription by RNA polymerase I; transcription initiation at RNA polymerase I promoter
Cellular component (GO): nucleus; RNA polymerase I upstream activating factor complex
Molecular function (GO): RNA polymerase I cis-regulatory region sequence-specific DNA binding
Source: RefSeq, a predicted model, not a curated record
AUGGAGUUCGACGAGGUUCUAUAUACUCCAAUCAUCGACAGGAUUCUAAAGGCUGGCGAUUUAGCCUCCAUCUCGUCUAAGGAUGUCCGUAAAGCUCUUCAGAAGGAGCUUGGUUACGACAUCACCGACCAGAAGGCCGAAAUCUCAGACCUCAUCCGAAAGCGCUUUGACGAGAUCCUAGAAGAAACCGGCCCGGAAAAUGUCCAACCUGUCAAACAAGAGACAAAUGGUUAUGACGCUGUUAAGAAAGAAGAUCCCGGAGCCUCUCCGUCCAAAAAGCGCAAGUCAGUAGCUAGCCCGUCGUCGUUGGAAAAUGACGCUCGUUUAGCUGCCAAAAUGCAAGCCGAAUGGAACUCACAGGACCGUCCUUCUAGAUCUACGGCUGUCAAACGUAAAGUUGUUGCCCCGAGGAAGAAGAAGAAGAGUAGUGCCACCAUUUCCGACGAUUCCGGUGUCGAGGAAGGUGGAGAAAAGAAGAAGAAGCGGAAGAUCAAUGCAAACAAUCCGUUCCACCAACCUCUCAUCCUUUCGCCACAGCUAUCUACUCUUCUUGGUGAAACACAACUAUCACGCCCAGAAACAGUAAAGCGUAUCUGGGCCUAUAUAAAACAAAACGAUCUCCAAGAUCAAAACGACAAACGCUACAUCAUCUGCGACGAAAACCUUCGAACUGUUUUCCCGACCGCCAAGGUACAUAUGUUCACAAUGAACAAGAUCUUGAGCGGGCACUUAUAUCCUAUGAAUAAAGCGGACAAUAUUGCUGACGUGAAGACCGAAGAUAUCAAGAGCGAGGACUUUGCAUCGUCGCCUGUUUCGGCGGCUUUUAGCCACCAAGGCUCACCGUCUAGCUUAGAGUCAGAAGCUUCGUGA